AUGAACGCGAAGCCCCUCCAGGAUGCUGGACUACGUGGUGUGCUCAGAGACGUUUUGUAUGACCAGAUGGACCCAGGCGACCACUACGGAGUGCGGCUACACCUGCGAGGAGACCCGCUCAUGGCAGUCCAGAGGGGCCUCAAGCUCGCUCAGCCCGCGUCGCUGCCCGGUCUACCCAAAUGGAAGGCGGGCCCCAACAGCGAGCGCAGCAGGCAGGAGGCUAAGAAGCAGGCGGGCGAUCUCGAGCGCGGGGAGCAGAGCGCAGCGGGCGGUGUGGAGCGUAGGGCCAGAGACGAGGUGGGGGACUUGUUCGGCGAGCGCGAGCCGAGCAUAGAGGACGACGAGAUCAGCGAGAACUCCGAGGGCGAGGAGGUGAUGGCUAAGCCUCGCUCGGCGGAGGAGGCGCUCGACCUAGAGGAGCUGGGUGCACAGUACGGAGCCUGGAUACACGCGUGCGAACAGCACUACGUCACGACGCUGCAGGUGCGCCCCGACAAGAGGAGGAAUUACUGCGGCAGAGGCGAGGGGGUCCGCAUCGCUAGCUUCGCGGCCGAGCUCAGCGCUGACGUGCCAGCGGACAGCGACCAGUCAAUCAGGUGGUGGGGUACCCUGGCGUCUCACCUGCUGGAGCUGCAGCAUUGUGAGAGGGGCAAGGCGCGUUCCACCGGACUGCUGGGCGAGUGCAGGGCUCUGGGCGGCGCGACCCCGACUGGCGGCAUCAUCAAGAUGACGGGCAAGCGCGAGGAGGUGGGCGACGUGCUGCCUGCGCGCGCCAACUGGGCCCAGGAGCAGGAGGCGGCCGGCAGCGGCGAGCUCCGCCGCAAGACGCGGGGCAAGCCGAGGUGCGACAACGAGGUCAGGGAUGAAGGAGUCACGGCCUCGAACAUGAUGGGCGCGCUGGCUUUCAAGUGGCUGCCGCCGAGCGCCGGGGAGGAACUGCGCAAGUUGAUCGAGGAGCUCGCAAGGGUAGGCACGUGGCCAUGGCAGCUUAUGGUCACACUGGUCAGCCUGCUCAGGACGGACGCGGGUGGCGAUCGUGCGAUCGGAUGGCUGCCCGAAGUUGUCAAGCUGUGGUCAAAGAUGCGCAGCGAGUGCACCAACGAGUGGGUCGCGCACAUGGCGGGGAAAUGGGGCGCAGCGGUGGCGGGCGCCAGCGCUCUGAGGGAGGCUCUUGUUCGCUCUUUUGCCGACGAGGUGCUGGAGUGGGCAGCCACUCAGGUCCACGCUGUCACCGCCCUGUGGGACCUAGCGGAGCUCUGCGACACCUUGGAGCCCGUCGUUAUCCUGGAGGAUGGGCUUCGUCUUGGCAUCCCAGCUCGCACUUUGCACCUGGAGAUGCUGAGCCACCUGGGCACGCGCCUCAUCAGGGCGAGGUCGGCGUACGCGGAGCCCAUCGCGCCCGGCAGGUCCACCUGCGCGGGGGCCCGGCGCGGCGUCGACUUCGGCAGGGUGGCGCUGUGCGCGGUGCUCGAGAAGGUGAGCGCGAAGUACGAGCAGGUCUACGCGCGGUCGCGGGUGGACGACGUCACAACCAGGAUGGAAGGCGCGGCUGACCAGUCCACGAAGUCCGCACUCAUCGGGGGCGACAUGGACGUGGCAAGGGAGGUUGCGCUGAAGCUGCACUCGCGCAACAUCACCGUGAGGGUCGAGAGUCAGGCGCCCGACCUGGGGAUUGAUAGGGGGCGCAGCAUCGCAGGAGACAAGGGCAAGCACGAUAAGAGGACCGCCCAGGCAGAUCGGCAGGUGGGGAUCGCGAAGGGGGGGCCCGCUUUCGGUGCCGCCUUCGCGCUGAUGGACUCCUGGAUACGCGCCAUCAGCGUCGGCAGGGGGCGCAAGAAGGCGGGGCUCAUAUGGCCGAGGGCGGUGAAGAAGGUCACCGAGACGGACCCCGAGAAGCGCUGGAAGGGGAUCACGGGCGUCGCGGGGGCGAUGGUCAACGCGCUGCUGGACCUUGGCUGGGGCCCGAAGGGCCCGUGGCAGUGGGUGUCGGACGCUGGCGAGGAGUUCGGCGGCAGCGACCCCGCGGGCUUGGGCGGUGAUGUGGACAUCAGCCUCCUGAAGCAGGCCCUCAGCGACGCGAUCGAGAGUAGGCAGUGGUCAGCAGCGGCCAGCCACUACGCGGGCAAGGGGCUGGAGGACGGCGCGGACUUGCGCUCGGCCAGGGCCCUGGCCCGCAAGUUCAAGGCGAAGGGUGAUUGCGACAAGGUGUGGGCGCAGCUCGCCCUCUUCGUAGGAGGGGCGUGGCCGAGGCAGCGGGUCGCCGACCCGGGCAUCGAGGUCGAAGACGCGAUGCGUCCACGGUGCGGCGAAGAACCCGAGACAUGGCUGCGCCGCAUGUGGAGGUGCAAGCGCAACGGGAUCAUCGAGGAGAGCAAGAAGUCGGAGCACCUCAUCGAGCGUGCCACCAGCCAGGAGGAUGCGCAGCCGUGCUUGUGGCUCAGAUGCAGCUUGCCCAAGUCGUGGACGGCGGUCAGUCCGCCGCCAGAGCCCGCGAGCGCCCUGUUCGAGCGUUUCGGCGAGGUCAGCACGCGCCCGAGCGAGGACGGCCAGGGCUUCAGCGAGUGGCUGCUCGCGGCGGGGGGCGCGUCGGGAGGCGAGCACGCGGCGGACCCGAGGCUGAGGGGGGGCGCGCGGGGCUGGGUCAUCGCGCAGACGACGGAGCUGAACGAGCCAAUGUUCGUGGCAGGCGUCAGGUGCGCAUUGGCUGGAUGGAGGCAGAGCGUCAACGGGGGCGAGCUCACGGCGCGGAAGGAGCUACUCGCAGCCGCCAGCGGGUGCCAGAUGAUCAGGUACACGGCCGAUUCGGCGCGCGCCAUGCGGGGGGUGCUCAAGCUACGGCGCGGGAAGAUGCCCAAGACGCACGUGGGGCUUUGGUGCGAGGUUCGUGAGCUGAUUAAGGGGAAGGAGCUCGACCUCGUGAAGAUCGAGAGCCACAUGAGCGCGAAGGAUGUGGUCGACGCGGGCGUGGACCCCAUCGACUACAUCGGCAACGUCUUGGCCGGCGAUUUCGCCGACGGCAUCAUCAAGCGGGCGCAGGUGCCCAGGGCGCAGGCGCGCGCGCUGGGAUUCGCCGAGAGGAUCGCCACCCUUGUGCGGCCCCGCGGGCUGGCGACGCUCAAGGCCGCGAUCGAGGUGGAGCCGUCGGCGAAGCCGUCGCAGAAAGAGCGGAGAGAGGCCAACAUCCAGAAGAGGCGGCGAGAGAAGCUGCUCGCGGAGACGAAGCACGUGAUCACGCACGACGUGGAUGGCAAACGCUACGGGUGCAGCAGGCGUGGAGGUCGCGCGCCCAUCUUCACGGCGGCCGCGUGGCUCGCGGAGGAGCGCGUGCCUGUCGAGAGGUCGACGGCGAGCAUGCACGGCGCGACCUCGAGCAAGGCGCAGAUCGCCAGGAGGGUCAUCAGGCUUAAAAAAGCAACCUGA
Molecule: messenger RNA, 3420 nt
Organism: Prorocentrum cordatum
Lineage: Eukaryota; Dinophyceae; Prorocentrales; Prorocentraceae
Source: the annotation of a GenBank genome assembly